Molecule: messenger RNA, 4280 nt
Organism: Actinia tenebrosa (Australian red waratah sea anemone)
Lineage: Eukaryota; Metazoa; Cnidaria; Anthozoa; Actiniaria; Actiniidae
Product: protein broad-minded
Biological process (GO): non-motile cilium assembly
Source: RefSeq, a predicted model, not a curated record
UGCUCUUGCCAACCAAAAUGGCGGACAAAACAAGAUGAUGAGGUCUUAGUYUCGUCUUAGUCGAUAAAUAUGACCCAGCCUUGAGCUGCAAUAAGUACCUUAACAUGGAAAAUACAAUCGACGAGAGGCAGGAGAGUUUUGUCGCCAGCUUGGACCAAUUUUUCACCAGUAUUGAGCCUGUCAUAAAGGAAGCAAGUUCGAUAGAAGCAGCUGAAGAUAUCUUAACGAAUCUGGAAACAACGGACGAAAACUUUCACAGGUAUGAUUUUGUUCGGACUCUACGCAGCCGAAUCGACGAAGUACUUGGACCGCUGAUUGACAUGAAGCUCGAGAGCUUGUCAGGGGAAAGUGACAGUAACUCACUGUUAUCACAAAUAGCUGACGAGAUACAAUCAUCUCAAGACUUCAUAAGUUUACAGCAGUCUGUACUAGGAGAUACUAAAGAGGCUGUGAAUUUCCUGAUACAAAAGUAUUCCAAUCCACUGCAAAGAGGAGCUAGUGACUUUGAUUUCAGUGAAUACAAAGCAAGGCAACAAAACCCUAAGAAUUCCUAUGACCUUAGUGAUGAGGAAUCAUCAUUAUCUUCAUCUAUUGAUCAAGUUGGCUACAUGUUUAUGUCUCAAGAAAAGUCUGGUAAAAUUGCAGAGAACCUUCAUCCAUUACAGCCUGUUCAUGUCAGAAGUGAAGCCCUUAGUGCUCUAGCUCAAGUACCCCAAUCUGAUGUCAUAACAAGUGAACACUGGGUGGCCAUUAGGAAAGGACUGUUAGCAGCCUUGGCUGAUGAAGAUGAACACCUUUCAGAAAAAAGCCUCAAGUUUCAUGCCCGGUUGUUUCUGUCUUCAACCUCUCAUGCAACAAGAGAAAUCUAUACCUGUCUAGCUGAACAUCUUUGGCUGCACUUCAGUAGUAAGACAGACAGUAUGGGUAGACUAGAAGAUGGACUUGAUGUACUGACCAAGAGCAAUGCUAGACUUAUUAGAAGAUUUCGCUUGUUGAAUGAAUUCCAACAUGAAGUUCCCUCUUACUGGAUAAGAUACUCAGAAAGGUUUCUUGAAGAGAUUCUUGAGAGUACCUUUACCCUGAUAGAUGCAAGUAGUAUUGUCCAUGUGUCUGACUCACCAGAUGUCCAGUAUAUAACACCCUUGUACUACAUAGCACUUAUGGAUCCUAUGGCCAACUGGUUUAAAAAAUGGAUGCAUGGUAACUACAGCAGGACUGAGGUUGUGAAACAGCUUAAAGAACACACAAACCUGGUGAGAAGGACAGAUUUUAUAGUUCCAUUUUCUUAUUCAGUGAUUUACUCCCUUAUCCAUCCAUCCAUCCACCUGACUGUGUGUCUACCUAUACAUCCAUCCAUACAUCCACCUGACUAUGCCAAGUCUGGUUUGUAUUAUAGUGCAAGAGACCUAGAGUUCCUGUACUUCGUUCAUUCUUUGAGUGUCUUGGGACGUCUUCUCUUGUAUAAUGAUGGCAGGGCUUUAUUCCCUAUUGAUCUCCCCAAACGACAAGAGACAGUCACAGUCACGGAUCUUUUGGUUGUAUUCAUCAAGAUCAUGUGUAUUCCAAUGCCUCGUUCUAUAACCAAAGCUGUUAUGGGCGGAACCAUUGUUCCUGGAGAGUUAGUUGCUGAGGUGUUGCAGGAAAUAGCUUCCAACAGCGAAGCAAGCAGGAAAUGUUUGUGCAAGGAUGCCAUCACAUCGAAUCUUCUUGCUCCAGUUCAAAACAUUUUGGAUGGUUUUAUGGACCUUGAUGGUAUUGAAGACGCUGACUCUGAGAAUGUCCUUCUUUUGAUAUCCGAAGUCUUGGCUACAAUAGCUGCUACUGAUAGUGGAAGAUUACAACUGUUGUAUGGGGAAUCACAGGAAAGAUGGCAGAGAAGCAGAUUUUCUCCUGCUCAUACCAUCGCUGGGUUCGCCAAAAAGGCCUUGUCUAACAGGCUCUGUUGUUCUUUGUCCAAUGAUGUGAUUGGUGGAUUCAUAUUCGUGUGUCGUGUGUUGUGGACCACAUGUGAAGGGCUGAUUGUAUUGAACCAGUACGCACUACAUGAUAAGGUGGCAGAAGCAUGGAACAAGGCAAUUGAAAUGUCCCCAUCAACACCCACCAAUAGCGAUGAUAUACCUGAACCCUUGGAAACACAACCAGAAGAUAUCCAAAAGACAGAAAGUUUGGCAUGGGAGAGUUCUCUUCUAGAUAAUCUUCUUAACUUUGCGGGUACUCCUAAAGGGGUACUGCUGCUGCAACAGACUGGAAUGAUGGAUCAGUGUGUUGGUUAUAUGUAUGAAAGAUACACCAAGAAAUUGCAGGUGAGCAAAUGCGAGAAGUUUGGUUAUGGGGUGAUGGUUUCUCAGUUUGCUGCUACAGCUCCUGGCAUAGUGGCAUUGGAAAAGAAAGGUUAUCUCAAACAUUUGGUUCAAGAUGUUUGGACUGUGUUUGAAGGAUUCCAUGACAGACGCAUGCAGCCAAUGAUCAAACACAUCGAUACGAUAGACAGCAAGUCUUAUAACAAGUCUCUCAAUAACAUUCUCAGCGUUCUGUCUGCCUUCUGUGCUGUGUAUGAAGUCCUGUCUGACGUGAACCGACCAUCGACAUCCACCUCAGAAGUAGAGGAAAUAACAGCAGUAGCAACUGGUAAUCCUACUACUCUCGCUGAACUUAUUGAUAGGCUGAUCAUGAUCGAUUCUGACCUCAAAAUAAGCGCACUAUUCAAUUAUGAGCAGUCACAUCACUUUGGGCUAAGGAUAUUAAGUGUGCUGUGUUCGUGUCUGGAUACAUUUCUAUUCCUGGAAUCAACCUAUCACUUUACAGACUUAUUACUACAGGCCCAGUUAGACAAAAGACUGGAGAAUGGGAAGGACUACAUUAUUGACAUGUGUUCUGUAGAGAUCAACCAUAUCCUGGUCAAGUCCUAUUGGGUCGGAGGACCGUCUGAGAGAAUACUGCCUGAAAACACCCUUACUGAGGAACAAAAUAAUCCGUACCCCUGGCCAUUGUUUUCUUCUUUUCCUCCUCCUAAAGACUACGUAGUACAGGAUCAUGUGGUUAUGACUAAUGCUUUUCAAGAAGAUGACAAGCUUCUCGAGUUUCUGGAGAAGGACAAGCCAUCCCCAACAGAAAGCAUCGAAUGGCUAGAGAAAUUCAGAGAGCUUUUCUGUUCGACUAUCAAGAAAGGACACUUCAAGUGCAAAGUCAAAGUGAUAAAAUUAUUGCUGGAAUCUGUUUGUCACGCACUGACUAACGUACCCGAGGAGUCGAUUUUCCCACUGAUCGAAUUUUCAGUGGGGGAGAUGAGUCUUAAGAACACUGAGUUAUCAUCAAUAGAAUCGCUUGGUGCCAAGCUGGUGGUUCGCUAUGGCUUGAACCUAAAGAUCCUUCAGUCCAGUAUGGAUGGUACAGAAGAUCUGUGCCAUCUUCUGAAGUACGCGAAGUUCUUUAUGCGAAGCCAACAAAAAAUACCAGACUCUACUUUACGCACCCUAAGUGUCGAAUACCCUGGCCAUGAUUGGUUCGUAUCGACAAUAUUCCUGAUGUUUGGAGGAAACCCAGACGAAAGCCGCGAGUUUUUGUUCAAAUUUUCAAGUUUGGUGUGUUCGGGAUACCUGUGGAUUCGAAGACUUCAUGCAUCGGUGCACCUUCCAACAUCCCUGACGGUCAGCGGUAUUCCCCCUCUCUACUCAUCAACAUGUCAUAAUGUAGAACUAAUUCUACAGGCUGAAGUACCCCUUGUUUACUCUGCCUUUAGAAUGUCAGGCUACACGCCUUCACAGAUUUGUCAGCACUGGUUACGUCAGUGUUUCUGGAACUACUUACCGUGGGACCACAUUUGUUUGUAUGUCUGCGUAUGUCUCAUUCUCGGCAUUGACUAUCAGGUUUAUUUUUGUAUUGCUAUCUUGAAGCAUCUUCAACAAGAGAUCUUAGAAUACACUCAACAGCAAAAGUUACUCGUGAUGCUUAAGGAGGAACCAAUUAGAAACUUCCGUCUUCAGGASCACUUGGAUUUCAUGCAGGACCUCGAGAAACGUUAUCGUUUGACUAUCUUAUCUGAUUUACAAAACAUCACUCGACCAUAGUAUAAACGACAACACAAUAAGGCUGUUAUGGCUUAAAGAAAGUCUUGACGAGGAUAGGAUAUCUUGUAAAUACUGAGUACUGCAUUGUGCAUUGACCUAAUCUAUCCUGGGGUAAUCUUUAUCUGUUUCAGACCAUGUAUCAUAGUAAAAACUCAUCACACCUAGGCUGCUAUGGUUUGAAAAAAAGAAAUGAAGAUGUAAAUAAUAAUUCAA